Gekko japonicus is the source of this 2217-nucleotide messenger RNA. It is a transcript of the gene CCDC150, whose product is annotated as coiled-coil domain containing 150. Lineage: Eukaryota; Metazoa; Chordata; Lepidosauria; Squamata; Gekkonidae. The transcript is spliced from 19 exons. The annotation marks the transcript as partial. The record is from RefSeq and is a predicted model, not a curated record.
AUGGCAAGGCCGAUCAUUGCCCCCGUGAGCGUCAACGCAACGGCUCCGGAAACCUUUGCGGUCCUGGACCAGAGGAUGAGGGUGGUGGAAGAGCAGACGAGCACGUUGCUGAAGGAUGUGGAGGCCCUGGGCGCGAAGGGCUACAGCGUGGAGUUCUUUCCUCCCAAACCUUCGGAGCGUUCCGAUGAUCGCCCCUCCAUCGCCCCCAUCUGCGCGCGAGUGGCGUUUGUUGGCGAGAACGAGACGCUGUGGAAGAACUGCAAGAGGCUGGUCGGUCGGAUGUGCCGCCUGGAGAGCGUCGUGCAGACCCUGAAGCUGAACGUGUUCCGGCUGCAGACGGAGAAGGAACUGAACCCGCAGCACGCAGCCAAUCUCGAGCAGCGCCUGGACACGAUCCAGGAGGAGCACCUGCAGGAGCUGAAGGUGCUUCAGGCGGAGGGGAGGACGCUGCGUCAGCAGCUGAGUGACGCACGAGAGGAGGCGGAGACAGCCCGCGAGCGGACGGAACGGCUCAGCGCCGCCCUGGAGAUGGCAACCGCGACCAAGAGAGACGUGGCCAUUGCUGCGGAGGAGCUGAGGGCGACCAAAAUCAAAACGAACCACAGCCUGCAGGAGCUAAGAGAGCAGCUCUCUAAGGAAUCUAGCCUGAGGAAGUCUUUGGAAGAAUCCCAAGCGGUCCUGCUGUAUCGGGUGCAGGAUAUGGAGCAGACGGUGGAAAAAGAACGGAAGCAGGUGCACCUUCUGCAGCAGGACUGCAGCGCCCUGCGCCAGGACAUCGAGGCAGCGCAGGAGAGGCUGCGGAAGGAGGAGGGGAGGGCCGUCCAGCUGGAGCAGUGGCUGUUUUUGUUGGGCUCUGUUCCAGAAUCCCGAGAGAACACCAUUUCCAAGCUCAGUGAAGAAGAGAAAGCUGCCCAGCUGUCUUUCAGCAGAGAACACGAGGAGAACCUGAAGCUGCGAUCGGAAAUAACCGCCUUGCAAGAGAUGGGUGGGAAAGUCCAGGCGCUUAAUGAGCAGUUGAACCAACAGUGUGCGGAACUGAGGGAGACCCUUCGAAGCGUUACCGUGGAGAACGCUAAACUUACCUCGGACCACCAGGCUGCCCUUAAGGCUGAACAGGACAGAAUCAACCGGAAGCUGCAAGAACAAGACUUGCUUCUGGACGCCGCCCGGGCCAGCAUCACGGGGGAGCUGCAGAAUUUGCAGAAAGAAAAAGCUGAGCUGCAGAAAGGGAUGGAGGCCCUCCGCGCCGAGCAUGCCGACUGCAAGCGGAAAGCCGGUGAAGUCGCGGAGACCAUGGCCGCCCAAAAGGAGCUCCUGGAGGCGGCGGUGACCAGGUUACAGAGUGAGCUGGGGGCAGCGCUGCAGGGGAGGGAUUCUCUGCUGAAGGAGAAGGAGCGGCUAGCGGAAGAGAUGCAGAGAACAGUCCGUGAAAUAUCGCAAGAGAACAACAGAUUGGAAGCAGAACUGACUGGAAACAAGCUGCAGAUUGGCCCUUUGAAAGAGAGACUGUCCGCGCUAGAAGAAGAAAACCAGAAGUUAGCCGAGCGGGAAGCCGACCUGGAGCACUACCUGCAUGCCCAGCAACAAGUGGAGCAGGUCCUAGCGAAGCUGACCAAUGACAACAGUGAACUGGCAUACGAGAAAGGAAAACUCCAGGUUAAAGUCCAACAGCUGGAACAAGAGCUGCAGCCCCUGGUGGACGCACGCGCAGAGAGCAGUCGGCUUCGUAAGCUGAACGUGGCCUUGGAGACCAAAUACAAUCAGGUGAAUGCAGAACUCGGCUCCUUCAGAAUGAGCAUGGAGAAGAUGCAAGCGCACCUUAAGCAGACACAGUCUGCCCUCAGCUGCAGAGAGGAGGAAUAUUUUCUGACCGUCAAAUCCCGUGACGAGGCCUUAAGAGACAACGAGGAGAUCAAGAAGCUCAUGAGCGCAAGCGAAGAAAGAGGGAAGCGGAAGGUGACAGCUCUUCAGCGCAAGCUGGAAGAAGCCAAGGGGGACAAUCGCAAAGUGACCACACUGCUGGAGAACGUGGUGGCGUCUCACAAGAAAAUGGAGAAGGCUCUGGAGAAGGCACAGACGGAGCUGGGGCGCAAGGAUUCCGAGAUCAUCGGCCUGAGGAAGGACAGGAUCCAGGGCCAGCAAAGGAUCCAGAAGUUGGAGGCAGAAUUGGAGCAGUGCCAGAGCCAACUGGGCUUGGAACCUCAGCACGGAAUCAAG